AAAUGGCGUAACACUGAGGAGGCUCAGUCUGCAUCACCGAACGGUGUCGGACUCGUGAAAUAAAUUUUCCGCAGUGCCAAAAAGGAUUUUCUAAAAGGAAAAAAAAAGUCAAAAAAGUGACGGGCACUGACGUAUAGAGCAGCUAGUAGUAUUUUCGAUACAUAAAAAUGUUCAGGUUUCUGGCGGUCGUCGCCGUCGUCUGCGUAGCUGGGACGUCAGCCAUUCAAUGGACUGGCGGUUCAUUUGAAUGGCCGUGCUCCACCACGAAGAGCAUCUUUAAGAGCAGUGGUCGCUACGUAUCGAAGAACGUAAUAGCUACCAGGGCAGCCAUCUACAAGGAUGACGCCAUAGUGGCAUUACCCAGAUACAAGGCCGGAGUCCCAGCCACCCUUGCCAAAUUAUCUCUGAAGAACAAAGGAUGCCAAUCGACCAUGACACCCUUCCCAUGCUGGUCCCAGCAAGAGGAAGGUACCUGCAGUGCUCUCCAGAGCGUAGUUGACGUCUACCUGGAUCCCCAGGAAAUCCUGUGGGUCUUGGACACCGGUGUCGUGAACAGUCUCGAGGAACCAAUCCGCAGAUGCCCACCCAAGGUGGUCGCGAUAAACGUGAAGACCGGCAAGGUCGUUAAAACCGUCGACCUCAGUGGUCUGGUAUGUGCUGCAUCAAGACUGCAGUACCUCGUAGCAGACUAUAGCGCGGAUGGCCGUGUCUUCGUCUACGUGAGCGACGCAGCUACCAGAGCGAUCCUUGUAUACGACGUGACUUCAGGACGAGGUUACAGAGUGGUACUCCCCAAGGCCGUCACCCUGGGUGCACCACGUCGCGAUGUCCUCUACCUAUCUUUGAUCCGACGCUCCGAUGGCAGCAGCUGCUUGAUCUUCACUUACCUGAGCGGCACCAGAAUGUUCUCCAUCCGUACCGAAUACCUCCAGAAGGGUUCUGCAUCUGGCAAGGUUCACGAUUUGGGUGCCAAGCCCCAGAAGAUGGUUAUCCUGGGAACAGACAAUGGCAGCGCCAUCUUCUUCAGAUACGAAGGACAAUCUGAUGUCUACAGAUGGGAUGCCACCACCUGCUUCAAAUCUGAGAACUUCCAGAUUGUUCACCAGGGUACCGAAUGCCAGCUGGCUACCCAGGUCGUUCCUGACUACAAGAGAGGCAGGAUGCGCAUCUUGGAGUCCAACUUCCCAGACUUCAUUCAAGGUACCAUUGGCUGUGGUGCUAAUCAAUCGCUGAACAUCAUUGGACCCGACGCUUCGCGGUGCAAACGCAACCCAAUUGAGAACAGAAUAUUCCUGAGCCUGGUCCUGGUGGCCUUAUGGUCUCCGAAUAUAAGAUCAGCCGAGGUCCUGGAGACGAUAGCUCAAUGGCCUCUCUUGGACUUUGCGUUACCCUAUGAUCCGACUUAUCUGGAGCAAUUUCGACCUGAGAACGUGGUGCCAACCGGCAUUGAGAUUGCCUGGCAUAGGAUCUUCAUAGCGACACCAAGACUACGUGCAGGUGUACCUGCAACCCUGAGUUACAUCCCGCGUGACGUCCCACUAGGAAGUAGUCCCCAAUUGCAAGCAUAUCCGUCCUGGGGCUGGCAUCCGGCUGGUAGAGGCGAUCUGAACUGCUCAGGUCUUAUGUCUGUCUAUCGUGUAAGGGCGGAUCGUUGCAAUAGACUUUGGGUCCUUGACAGUGGAGUCAUGACAUCCAUUGAUGACUUCCAAACACCUUGUCCGCCGAAGAUACUCAUCUUUGAUUUGCAAACCGAUCAGCUGGUGCGACAGAUUAAUUUUCCACGAGAGGUUAUCAGACUCAAUAGUCUUUUGACUAAUUUGAUUAUCGACGAUACCUCUGCUACUAGCUGUGAUGACGUCUUCGUGUACAUAUCGGAUACUGCUUCACCAGGCAUUGUCGUUUACGAUGGCGCCACUGACAAGAGCUGGAGAGUAGGUCACUCAUCUAUGUUGCCAAAUCCCGAUUAUUCGACGUACCAGAUCGGUGGCGAUACUUUCGAACUGUUCGAUGGUAUCGUUGGUCUUGCUUUCUCACCAAGACUCGGAGUCUUGUACUAUCAACCUCUGGCUACCGACCGACUCUUCAGCGUGCCCACUUCCGCUCUUCAGGCAGGCUCACCACCUUUUGGAGAGCAGCUUCCGGUGACUUUGGUCGGCCGGAAGUCCAGCCAGGGUGUGGGGCUUUCGGUCGAUCCGCGAGACGAUACUAUUCUAUUCGCACCGCUUACGGAAACCGCGAUAGCAUCCUGGCAACCGCAGAGUAAUAACCAGAGAAUUAUCGCCUACAGUCCUGAAGAGUUACAGUUCACCGCCGAGGUACGGUGGGUAGAAAGAGACAACGGUAACGUGUGGGCUCUUUCUUCAAGAUUCCAGAAAUUCUUCAAGCGCGAAGUUGAUCCGCGUGAGAUAAAUUUGCGAAUUAUGCGAAUCCGUCCCGACGAGAGCACGCCGUUGCCUACUGGACUGCCGUAUCGUCAAUUGGACGGUCGUCAUCAUUAUUCCAACAAUACUCUAUACCUGUAAUGGAUCAAUUAGUAAGGAAGAAAAGCUAAAUUGAAAAAACUGAAAUUAAGAUACACAACGAGUGAUACUUUAGUAUAGAUAAAAACAUGGAGUCGGGGUAUCUGAAUUGAAAGGACGUGUAGCACGUUAUAUGCGUGGCUCCAAAAUUCCAUCGUUUACGCAACGCACAUUGGUAUAUAUGUAUAUAUAUGCUCAUGUGCAUGCGGAUACCAAUGUAUGGAUUUUUAUUUCCUUUUUUUUCGCUGUCCUCGGCGAAUUCCAUGUCUCUACUUUCUGCAUGUACAUGGUACAGUGUGUUUCAGUUUGUGGAUUUCUGUGUACGUAUGAGAGUUUCGGCCACGUUUGUUAAUGAGACAAAUAAAUUGGCAGGACGCGAAACUAGCUCGUUGGUCCCUUAAGCAUCUUUAGGUUUGUUUUCAGUAUCCUCGUCUUUUUUUGUCGCGUGUCAUUAGGGAUUCCACGUAUUCUUGGACUGGUAGAAUUUUUAUUGAAAUAUAUCAUUUCUUUUUUUUUAUUUAAGUAAAAUUCCCACAGACUGUCCAAAUAGCUUGUUUGUGCGUAUUUUUUGAAAUAAAGAUAGUCAGGUUAGAUCACUAAGGUUCCGUAAUGCAUUUCGGAAUUGUGUAAAAUGAUUAGAAAAU
Messenger RNA from Cephus cinctus (wheat stem sawfly), 3163 nucleotides. Its product is annotated as protein yellow. The record is from RefSeq and is a predicted model, not a curated record. The coding region runs from base 168 to 2522 and encodes 784 amino acids. Gene Ontology annotation, cellular component: extracellular region. NCBI's taxonomy places the organism in Eukaryota, Metazoa, Arthropoda, Insecta, Hymenoptera, Cephidae. The transcript has 9 exons.